This is a messenger RNA of Striga asiatica, 363 nucleotides long. Lineage: Eukaryota; Viridiplantae; Streptophyta; Magnoliopsida; Lamiales; Orobanchaceae. The record is from the annotation of a GenBank genome assembly.
AUGGCCACCGGAAAUUCUCGCCUGGCACUAGUCGCCGCUGCUAAGGAAAGUAGCGACUUUAGCAGCAAUUUUUGGAGAAAUUUAAGUUUGGAAUUUCGGUCAAUGAGAGAUUGCUCGAGAGUUAGGUAUAGAAGCGUGUCGAUGAGGAGAAAGGCACGUUUGGAUCGUCGUGUGAUAGGAUUGCGAAAUCCCGUUGAGAGAAAGGUGAGAAUUCUGAAGAAAUUGGUGCCAAAUUGUGAGUCAAGCGAUAUUGGAGUUGAAGAGCUGUUUAGAGAGACGGCAGAUUAUAUUAUGGCUUUAGAGAUGAGAGUUAAGGUCAUGCAGAUUAUGGUCAAUGUAAUAACAGGUGCUGGUGAUGAGUGA